This is a messenger RNA of Epinephelus fuscoguttatus (brown-marbled grouper), 1342 nucleotides long. RefSeq lists its product as uncharacterized. The record is from RefSeq and is a predicted model, not a curated record. Gene Ontology annotation, molecular function: DNA binding. Bases 49 to 756 code for a protein of 235 amino acids. The transcript has 5 exons. Lineage: Eukaryota; Metazoa; Chordata; Actinopteri; Perciformes; Serranidae.
AACCCUAAAGACAAGCGCCUGAGCGACUGGGAGCUGACUUCAAUAAUCAUGGAGCUGAGGCGAAUACAGAAAGGCGUGGCCAAGGUGGUGCCUCUGCACCACUGUGAGGUGAAGGCCAGGAAGGAGGAGAGCCUGGUCUCCAAACAAUCACUGAGACUGUGCCAGGAGAGGGCCAGUAAAGCAAUUCCAGAGAUACUGGAGGAGAUUGAAAAAUCUCCACACCCCGUCAAGACCAGAGACCCACAGUGGGCUGCAAUCCAUCGGCUUUAUGGCUACCUGGAAGCAUAUAUCACAUCGAUCUAUGGCAAGCGGACCGGUGUAUUCGCCAACAUGAGGGUCAAAGAGGUCCGCAAUGCCAUAGGGGAUGACCAAAUGGGUUACCUCAUCAAUGUCGCCGAAAACAAGACCAUGGCAUCCCAUGGAUAUGCCCAAAUAUACUUGUUAAAGGAGGAGAUGGGUUGGUUCCAGAAGUGGCUGGCCCUUCGGAGCCGGUCGGUUCCGAAGUCGACCUAUUUUUUUGUGACGGCGUGGGCGGGGCCCCCAAAAAACCUUGUCACUUAUCUGAGGAAUGCCUGGAGGGAGAUGGGGCUCCCAAAAUCUCGAAGUUUCUAUGACAUCCGCACAGCAGUGUGCACUUAUAACUACAGAGACACGGAUCCCUCCCUCAGAGAGGACGCUGCCAAUUUUAUGAAUCAUGGCAUAGAAUCACACAAGCGAUUGCCAUGUAUAAAAACCUUGGCAGAGCACAGCGAAUGAGGGAGGUGUUUGCUCUGUUGUCGGCGUCGAGGGAAGUUGAGGUGGACCAGGGUCUCAAAAAGCUGGCCUCAGCCUCUGCCCUGUCCCCGGAAACCCCGGGUGAAUCGGGUGCCCCCUCCACCCUGGACCCGAAUCCGGCCUUCCCGGGUGAAUCAGGUGCCCCCUCCUCCUUGGACCUGAAUCCAGCUCGGCCAAGGUCCGUUUCUCCACCACGCAGGUGGAGGCGGGAUUGGCCGAGGACUCCCACAAAGAGGAGGUCAUCUCCACCGGGGCAACAACCCCGGAGGAGAAACUUUUUUGAGGAUGAAGAAUCGAGCCCCAGUCCACCCCGGAAACUAAAGAAACCCCAGCUCCCAUUGCCAGCCAGCCCCACCCGGCCUUCACAUUUCUUGUCAAGGCAGCGGUGCCUGCCGAAAAUGCGGUCUCCAGCGGCAAAAAUGGACCAGAGUCCCCAAACGCCAAAGAAAUCAAAAGGAGAGGGGAGACGUAAAUUGGACCUCUCCCCGAAAGUGAACUUGAUUCGCUGCCACUCUUUCACAAAGAUGUCUCGCAGCCAGGGGACAGAGGAACCCUCUGGCUCCCUUGA